AUGGUAGGAAAUUUUAAGAAACAAAAGCUCAGCGAUGCAUUAAGCUCUAAGACGGUAGCUGAACAAACUUCCAGAAAUAAUGAUUCACUGAAAAGUACAUAUGAUAUGUCUUCUCUGACAUCACCAAGCUCGAUGUCUGAUGACGAAACGGGAGGUUCCACCAGCGAAGAGGACGUUGAAAGCGAGAGAGACAGUGAAUUCGAAGAAUCGGGUGAUGAAGAUAGCGAGAGCGAUCUUGAUGCUCUCAAACCUAAGAAAAAGAAAAACAAUGAUGAUGGCUCCACUUCUUUCGCAAAUGCAUUUAACAACAUCAUUGGAUCCAAGAUAAAGGCCCAUCAUAGGAAGGAUCCAAUUCUUUCAAGAAACAAGACAACUUUGAAAAAAUUAGAAUCCGAUAAGUUGGAAGCAAAGGCGAAGAGAAUGUUUCUUGCGGAAAAAAGGAAUUUGCGGGAUAAGCAUAGAAUGAGGGAGCUUUUGCCACUAAAUGAGCCUGAGAGGAUGAAUGAAUAUCUUAUUAAAGAAAAAAAACUUAGAAAAGUGGCCCAAAGAGGUGUUGUCCGAUUGUUUAAUGCUGUGUUGUCUACCCAACUUAGAACUAAUGAGGAAGUUAGUAAAGAGAAACUCGGUCAAAGAAAGAAAGACGAACUCAUGAACGAAAUGUCGAAAGAAAAGUUUUUAGAUCUUGUCCAUGCAGCCGGUCAAUCUUGA
Molecule: messenger RNA, 708 nt
Organism: Priceomyces carsonii
Lineage: Eukaryota; Fungi; Ascomycota; Pichiomycetes; Serinales; Debaryomycetaceae
Gene: RRP15
Product: Rrp15p
Exons: 1
Coding region: 1-708 (235 amino acids)
Biological process (GO): maturation of LSU-rRNA; maturation of 5.8S rRNA
Cellular component (GO): preribosome, large subunit precursor
Source: RefSeq, a predicted model, not a curated record